This is a messenger RNA of Anopheles funestus (African malaria mosquito), 6525 nucleotides long. Its product is annotated as small G protein signaling modulator 2-like. The record is from RefSeq and is a predicted model, not a curated record. Gene Ontology annotation, biological process: activation of GTPase activity. The transcript has 13 exons. Gene Ontology annotation, molecular function: GTPase activator activity. NCBI's taxonomy places the organism in Eukaryota, Metazoa, Arthropoda, Insecta, Diptera, Culicidae. Bases 1126 to 4479 code for a protein of 1117 amino acids.
GCAGUAAUAUGUAAACCUGCUGGACAAGUUUCGCUCCACCGUCGUUUUCCACGGUGAAACGGUUCAGUUCCAUCUCUCACCGUUCAUUACGCAUGUGAAAAAGCUAUCACGGUUUACGUUUUCAGUGCUGCAGCUUCAGUUGUAGUAACAGAAAGCACAGCUGUCCGACACGCAGUUGUGAUACUACUCGGAUUAUUGUUACAAAAUUAACACUUUAACAGACGAAAAACACCAGUAAACCAGUGGAGAACACAUUGUGCACAGCAGUAAAGUGUGGUUUUUCCCUCGAUUUCGUUGCGUGUCCCGUACCGAUUUAGUGCGCGCGAAUCAGGGGAGGGUUUGGAAUUUUUUCACAAGUGUCCUUGAUUUCUGGAGUGGCGGAAUGAAAUACGGACAGCUUCACCUUUUGGGCGUAUGAAAAGCUGGCGCUAGCGGGCGAUAUGUUGUACCUUGCUACGGGUUAACAAAAAAAAACGAUCAUCGAAGAAAACGAUGCAUUUGGCAAUAUUUUCUCGUCACAUUAAACCAGAAAUAUCAACAUAUUGAGUUGAUGUAGGAUACAAAACGGAUCUGCGGAGCAGCUGGUUGAGAGCGGUGUGAUGUGUGCAGUGCACGAGGAAAAGCAAAAAGCAGUGCAAGGGUGGUUGAUCUGAUUUUUGGGAAAUUAAAAAAAAAAGCACAUAUACACCCACACACAUAAACAUCUGGUGAAGGUGAAGUUCACGGGAAGAGAGGUUGGUGAGAAGCUAUAGUAAAUAACCCUGGGUGUUUGCAAUGUGCAUGCGUGAGUGCGUGCAUUAGGUUUUUUAUCGUGCAAAGAAAAGUGGCCGCAAACACACCUCAUCAUAUGGUGACAUUGGUUAAGCGUUUAAACGUUGCAAGCAGUGUCCAGUGUACGAUGGCGGGCCGGAUUCGACAGUGAGGAUAAAACAGACCGAAUAGUUGCGGAAGUAACAAUUACAUCUGUUGUACCGUUUCCAUACGGUUGUGCAAACGUUGGCCAAUUAACGGGAUCGUACUCUGUCUGUCUGUUUUCCCCCGUUCGGCAAUUUACCUCCUUGAUGGUCAACCCUCUCUAGCAGGGGUAACGGAAAGUGCAGCACAACAACAACCACUGGUCGGAAAAUGUUCCCCGAAAUAAAUCCCCCAAGGAAAAUGUCGUUCCAAGCAGAUCCGGUCGAUUUUAAAGAAAAGCUCAUAGCGGCAGUGAAGAAAGAGGUGAAACAGGUGAUGGAGGAAGCCGUCACCAAGAAGUACAUACACGAAGAGUCUUGCUCGGUAACGGCCCUAUGUGCAGCUGUCGAGGCGUGCCUAAGCCAGGGUCUGCGAAGGCGGGCUCUUGGCCUGUUCAAGACGUCAUCCACCACCGCGCUACUGCACAAGGUGGCCAAGCAUUGUCCCGAAGCUGCCUGUAUCAGUAAGAAGGUGCAGGAUAUUGAAAAUAGUGAUCCAAAUAAAAGAUCUUCAUCAAGCAGCGACAGUACCAACAAACCACCGAUACUAAAGAAAGGCAGCAGUAACUCUGUUUCGACAACGACACCACCACAGUCAUCGCCAGUUGUAAAAUAUCUCUGGAUACGGUUGGCACUGUACGAGAAGAAACUGUCCCGUAUCAUCGAUCAUCUAGUGACGAACGCAACGCGGUACUACGAGCGCGACUCACUAGUUGCUGAUCCAGACUACGGUUCCAUACUGAGCUCUCUGCUCGUGGGGCCGUGCGCACUGGAUUACUCUCGUGCCAAAACUGCGGAUCAUUUUUGGACCGAUCCUCCAGCGGACGAAUUGGUUCAGCGUCAUAGAAUCAGCUCGAGUAAUCCUACGCCACCAGCAUACCGAAGACCAAUGUUGAACUUCAAGCGUAGCCUCCACACUAGCUCGGAGGAGGGCAGUAUGGCGUCGUUCAAGUCAAACAGUUUGGCAUCAGCAUCGAAGGACUACGUGGAAUCACUCCACCAAAACUCGCGAGCCACAUUACUGUACGGGAAGAACAAUGUUCUCGUCCUGCCGAAAGACGUCAGUGAACCGAUGCCAGGGUAUCUCAGUCUGCAUCAGACAGUACAAUCGCUCACGAUCAAAUGGACACCGAAUCAGCUGAUGAACGGUUACACCGAGUCGGAGAAUAUCGACAAGAGCUCGUACUGGGCAUACGCGUUGAACGUGAAUGUUGACGAGAUCGUGUACGUACAUUGCCAUCAGGCGCGUGGUGGCGAUACCGGUGGUACCAUCAUCCUCGUCGGACAGGAUGGUGUCCAGCGUCCUCCAAUACACUUCCCAGAGGGUGGUCAUAUGGCGGCAUUUUUGAGCUGUCUGGAAACAGGUCUUCUGCCACAUGGUCAACUGGAUCCUCCGCUAUGGUCACAGCGAGGUAUUGGACGUAUCUUUCCCUGGCCUCAGAAAUCACGCCGCCGACCGUUGCCAUCUUUGCUGGAGACGAACGAUGAGAUGCCAAUCGAUUAUGUGUUUCGAGUGGUCAACAAGGGUAAUACCGAUGAGUUUUUGGCAACUCAUUCGAUAUUGGAACUAGGACGCACUAGCCCACGCUAUCGAGCCCAACUGAGCAGUUGCUCCACCAACGAAAGUAGUGACUGUUCCAGUAAAAGUCUCUCGAUCGAUGCCAUGUCCAUCGACAGUCCUAAUCCACAAUCAAACCAAUCGACCAGCAUUGCCCUUGUCUGCUCCACAAUGAAACGGCAAAUAAUUUCUCGAGCAUUCUACGGCUGGCUAGCGUACUGCCGUCACCUUUCCACCGUGAGGACACAUCUAUCAGGUCUGGUGAACGGGCGCAUCACACCAGAAGCUGGUGCCGAGGAGGGUCUUACACGAUCACGCUGGGAAAGCUUGCACGAUGGAAACGGUGUCGUGGCGGACGAUCAGGAAGUCUACCGGUUAGUGUACUACGGUGGCGUUGAGCACGACAUUCGCAAGGAAGUUUGGCCGUAUCUGCUCGGUCACUACACCUUCGGCAGCACACCGGUCGAGCGGGCAGAGUUGGACGAAACUGCGAAGCACUACUACGAAACGACCAUGAGCGAAUGGUUGGCAGUGGAAGCGAUCGUGCGCCAACGGGACAAGGAAAAGACAGCCGUUGCGGUAGCUAAGCUGAGCUCGGGUAGCGGUAGCAUGGAAAACAAAAGCAAAACCAUCGAUCAAGAUGCCGAUGGUGAGGAUGAGGAGGAAGAGAUGGAGAACGAAGUUUUCGAGGAGAAUGGGUUCUCCGACAUGUCUGAACCGGAAGUCGAAGGUGAGGAGAAAUCGGACGCAAAGCCGAAGCUUACCAAGGACAACAUCACCCUGCCGGUGAUUGCGCAGGACGCUACCAUGGACACCGAGAAUGGGGAAGAAGACAUUAAUGCUGACCAUUCCGAGCAGAAUCAAGAGCAAGACUUUGACAGCAACAAGAGCUCACCUUCCGACUCCUCCUACGCUACGGUCGGUAAUGAUUUCAUCGAUGUGGCCGACAUCAUCUCCCCGAUGGGUGAAGGCGCAAAGUCUCUCGGUGCGGAAGUGGAGCGCAUGCAGGAGGAUGAAGAUGAGGAAGUGGUGACUUCCGAUGGUGCGAUCGAGGCGGAAGAAGAGGAAGAGGAACCGGAGUCGCCCAAGUCUCCCGAGCAGCCACGUGCUGUCAUUGUUACCGAUGCGUCCAUCGAUGUCACUAUGCUGCCAACAGAGGUUAGAGAGCUGAACAACAACAACACACUAACGACACUGCCGGAAGAGGGAAGCAAUCAUCAGCCGGCACUAGACUCGUUGCAAGAACCCAAAUCAACCUGCGUGUCGCCUGCCAGCUCAAAUGGAGGCAUUUAUAGUAGUGAACUGCUGGAGUCGUUCGGUUUAAAUCUUCACCGCAUAGAAAAGGAUGUUCAACGGUGCGAUCGCAACUAUUGGUACUUUGCGAAUGAAAAUUUGGACAAGCUGCGUAACGUUAUUUGCACGUAUGUUUGGGAACAUUUGGAUGUGGGAUACAUGCAAGGCAUGUGUGAUCUCGUUGCGCCACUGCUCGUCAUCUUCGACGACGAAUCCCUUAGCUAUGGUUGCUUUUGUCGGUUCAUGGAGCGCAUGAUUGAAAACUUCCCUAACGGUGGUGCAAUGGAUAUGCAUUUUGCUAAUAUGAGAUCAUUGAUACAAAUCUUAGACUCCGAGAUGUACGAUCUGAUGCAUGCGCACGGUGACUAUACCCAUUUCUACUUUUGCUAUCGUUGGUUCUUGCUCGACUUUAAGCGCGAGCUCAUCUAUGCCGACAUCUUCUCUGUAUGGGAGGUGAUCUGGGCGGCCAAGCAUGUCGCUUCCGCUCAUUUUGUACUGUUUCUAGCGCUGGCCCUGCUAGAAACCUACCGUGACAUAAUACUGUCCAACAGUAUGGAUUUUACGGACAUUAUUAAAUUUUUCAACGAAAUGGCUGAAAGGCACAACACACCAUCGGUUUUGAAACUGGCCCGCAGUUUAGUGCUACAACUUCAAACUAUAAUUGAAAAUAAGUAAGAAACGAAAAAGAGAACACUAGAACAUUGAAUAGGAGAUACCUGUAUGGUAUAAACAGUUAAAAACAAAAAGCGCCAUUCGCACCUACAAAACUAAACGCAUUCAGUAUACAAGGCAAAACAACUUACAUUGUACAACAAUGAAGGAAAAAAUAGGAAAACGAUGAUUAUAUUUAAUGAGCGAAAGCAAAUCCUAUUACACCGGUAUGAUGGAGCAAAUAUGCCAUACAAUUACUUUAGCAACAUUACAAUCCCCAUCUUUAGCUACCUUACUGUGGAUGGCAUUAGACUUUCAAAGGUGUUUAGGUGGUCUAUCUGUCUAUAAUGUCACUGUUACCUUUUUGGGCAGUUUGUUUGUACUUUUGAGGUUAACCGUUUAAAGCACGGACCGACGCGGUAUGUCGACGGUUUCCGAUCGUAAUGGAGCGCCUCCUAGUGCCGGCUGUACAUCUGUGUAUCCUGUCGGGUUACGUACGUAACAUGUGUCUUUCAGUUCGAUUGCUUUACGUUACGUCGUUGUUGUCGCUGUUGUUGUGAUUCUACUAGAAGAUUUUUUGUUAUCUAACUGUGCUGCACUGUGUACUAAGUGAAAUUGUAAGACUAUUGCCUCGUUUGUCAGUACAAACGUAUAUAUUAGGCACAUCUGGUAGGUGCUUUGAUCGCGUCUCGAAAUGCGAUGUAGAAUUGUAAACCGUAGUAAUAUCCCACCAUCCUAACACUUCCACCAUUUAAAAGAAAAAAAAGAACAUCCAGUUUCCGUUAGAUAAUCAUGCACGUGAAUCCGACCUUGCUGCACAUUUGAUUGAUGCAUCACAAAAGUGAAAGUUUUCCGUUAAAGAAGCACAAAAUAAACCCCCGUUCAGUCGCGUAGUGUUUCAUUUCCGAUUAGUGUCGAUGUCUAAAUAGUAAAAAGAAAACAAAACUAUUUGAAAAAAAAACAAAAUAAAUAAACUACAAAAUGAAACUGGUAAAUUGAAACAUACAACUAAAACCAAAACCCAUUACAAUAUCCAAUGCAAUUGAAUCUUAUGAUGAAUCGUACUAAAAAGCAGACAAACAAAACAAAAGACAAAACAAAAUAACAUAGAUUUAGACUUGUAAGUGGAACUGUUAGUAAUGGUAAAGUUCUAUUCUAUUUAACAAUGUUUUAAGCAUCAUUCUUUUUCCUUUCUACAAUUUAGUGAAACUCAAUGUCUAGGAGGGUAUAUUUAAUCAUGAACCCCGUACAAAAUCCUUUAAAGCUAUGUUUUUUGUUAGAAGAGUGUUUAUCAUUCUAGUAAUUCUUUUUUAUGUUACAACUCCAACAUUAUCAAACAAACACAUCAAAUUAAUCAAUCGACGAGGUAGCUUCCAUUUCACCAGAAACAACAGGAAUAGGAAUGAUGUAUCCUUCUAAAACACUGCAAUUCGUUGACGUCUGAUCAACAAAGUUGUAGUAAAACAUUCCCAAUAGAAAAACACACAAAUCACAAACAUACUCCUAGAUGAGUUACAAUUAUACAAUAGAUGCAAAGCCAUAUAUAAUCGCAUAACAACUAAAACUGGAAUGAAACUAUCCACGAUAGUAUCCCGAAGGGGAACGAAAGACGAAUCAACAGACAGAGGUGGUAGAGAACGGCAGCGGCCAAAUGGGAAAGGUAUAGAGCUCGGCGAGAGUAGACGAAAGUCGCCACAUAGUUGCAAAGCAUUUUAAAUUGCACUGCAACGUUUGGAGUUUAUUAAGAGCCAGAGAGCUGUCGUAUUGGGCAGAGAAGGAUAAGAUGGAUGCAUACCGCUGCAGAGCAGCUGGUUGUGCGAAUAUUUUUGUGUAGUCAAUGUUGAUACAAGAAACUGUUUUUCAUAUAAACACAUUCUGUUGCAGAAUGAAAUACAAAACUAUUACGGCAGGAUAUGAGCGCAUUAAGGAUCAGGUCCUUGAUUACGGAUUAAGGUAUUCUUUUAUUUUGAUGUAAAGAAACUACAGCAAAUGCGGUUAUCAGCAGACCGUGUUUACAGGAACACUAUUGAAUAAAGGUAUUAUAUCGUAACAAUACAACAUCAAACAUAA